Messenger RNA from Dunckerocampus dactyliophorus (ringed pipefish), 3187 nucleotides. It is a transcript of the gene rfwd3, whose product is annotated as ring finger and WD repeat domain 3. Gene Ontology annotation, cellular component: nucleus; site of double-strand break. Gene Ontology annotation, molecular function: ubiquitin protein ligase activity; protein binding. The record is from RefSeq and is a predicted model, not a curated record. The transcript is spliced from 13 exons. Lineage: Eukaryota; Metazoa; Chordata; Actinopteri; Syngnathiformes; Syngnathidae. Gene Ontology annotation, biological process: interstrand cross-link repair; protein ubiquitination; double-strand break repair via homologous recombination. The coding region runs from base 146 to 2182 and encodes 678 amino acids.
AUUAAACUAAAAGAAGAAGAAGAAGACGGUCCAGUCCAGACCCAGUUAGUUAUCCGUCAGUCCGUUGCAAGUCGUCCACAGGAGCGGGUUCUUUGAGUCAUGAUGCUAAACUAGCUGGGCGACUGAAACUUGGACUUUCUGAUCGAUGGAGUUCAUGGAGAUUGACCCCCGGCCAGAAACACCAGGAGGAGGCGGUCAGGUCGAAGUCCCCGUUAUCAUCUCAGAUUCUGGCAGCAGUACUGAAGUGGACGAGGAUGAUGACGGUGACGAGAGAGCAACGGUGGCGUCUCGUCAGCAGCCUAGACUUCCUGCCACCUGGGCCUUCAGUCAAAGGAGGGCGGGCCAUGGUGCCGCACGCAGAAGGCUCAGACAGGGCCUCCGAGUACACUACUCCAGCCAGACUGCAUCGCCCUCCAGAGGUUUCCCAGACUUCCUGCUGCGAGUGCCCGCCGCCACUGUGGCCGACCCACAGUCCAGCAGCACCGAGGUCAGCGAGUCGGAGGAGGAAAGAGAAGCCGCGCCAGCCGCUACGUUGGAGACUGUGGAACCUGACGCGCCCACAAACCGUGGUCUGAACAACGCUGAUGACACACAAGUACAACAAGAAGCGGAUCCCAACCCCUCUGCAGGUCAACCUCAUAGCAUCCAGCCACCUGCUGCCCCGCCUCGCGCGGUGUCUCACGGUGAGGAGGGUGAAGGUGACACCUGCAGCAUCUGCUUCGAGGGGUGGACUGUGGCGGGAGACCACCGCAUCGCCGCUCUGCGCUGCGGACACCUCUUUGGCUUCACCUGUAUCCAGCGGUGGCUGACUGCCCAGCGCUCUGCCGCCAAAUGUCCGCAGUGCAACAAGAAGGCCAAGCGCUCCGACAUUGUGCUGCUCUACGCUCCAAAGCUGAGAGCCAUGGAUAACAGCGAGCACGAGAGCCUGAAGAAGUCCCUGGAGGAGGAGCAGUCUCUGAGGAGGAAGGCUGAGCUGGAAUCCGCUCAAUACAAACUCAAAUUACAGGUGGUGAGCAACAAGUAUGGACAAGCACAACAGGAACUACAGGAGCUCAGAGCUCAGAUGGCACAAGCCGGGAGGAGCUCAGCCGCCGUGUCCUCCCCUUCCUCCUCAUCCUCCUCGCUCCACUGUGGCCCUGACGGCCCCAAGGUGGCGCCGUACAGCUUCUUUGAUGCAGUGCUGGUUUCUCAGAAUGGAGGCAGCAGAGUUUUGUCGUACUGCGAAUCCCUGAGUGGCCUGCUGGCCUCGCAGCCUUCGCCUCACGCCGCACUUGUGCCUGGCUGGGGUGUAAAGAAAGUGAGCUUGGCCAACCUCAAGUCCAGCCAGUACAUUCCCAUCCACAGCAAUCAGAUCAGAGGUUUGUCCUUAAGCAGACAGAACGACAGCCUGCUGCUGUCGGCCGCUCAGGACUGCACCAUCAAACUCACCAGCCUGCUGACCAGCACAGUGGUUCAGACUUACAACACCGGCAAACCCGUGUGGAGCUGUUGCUGGUGUUUGGACAACAUCAACUAUGUCUACGCGGGUCUGAGCAACGGAUCGGUUCUGGUCUACGACAUCAGAGACACUAGCACGCAUGUCCAGGAGCUCGAGCCACUCCGCUCCAGAACUCCAGUGGCAUCUCUCUGCUACAUCCCAAAGGCAGCGUCCAGCUCGUUCCCAUGUGGCGGCCUGAUUGCCGGCUCCCCCGGAGGCGGCUGCUUUUGGGAGCAGGUUGCCGAAAGCACGUACAAGCCGCACAUGCUGCCGUUGGAGUCGGGAGGCUGCACUGACAUACAGGUGGAUACGGAGAGCAGGCACUGCUUGGUCACCUACCGACCCGGGCGCUUCAACCCAACUCUGCGCUGCGUCCUGAUGGCUCUGACCCGAACGCCCCUGGAGGACCUCAACCAGCCGCCCAGCUGCUCAUGCUCACCCGUGCAGACUUUCAACGCCGGCACAUCGUGCAAAUUUCUCACCAAAAACGCCAUUUUCAAUAGUCCAGAUGGAGACGGAGCCCUGGUGUGCGCUGGAGACGAGGCAUCCAACUCUAUGAUGGUGUGGCAGGCGGCCAGCGGCGCUCUGCUCCAGAAGCUUCCGGCCGAUCUCCCAGUGUUGGACAUCACGCCGUUCCGGGUGAACAGCGAGCAUUUCCUGGUGGCGCUCACAGAGAAGAUGAUGAAGCUGUACAAGUGGAAGUGAAGGAGAGCGGCCCACGGGAACAGUGCUGCUAAACUGUUUACAAUAGCAGAAUAUUUUAAAGUCUUUUCAGUCGUUAUUUUAAAAUUACUUUGGGACCUUUGACCAGCAUUGCAAGUUUUGCCUGAAACUAUAAAUCAGCAAAAACAAAAAACACACAGAUUGUUUUUGUGUACGCAAACGUGCCAGGGCCUCCUUACGGGUCAUGUAUGCAGACGCGGUUCAUCACAACUGUCCUCAAUUUUAUAAAUUGUUGGCCCGUCUUGAUUCACAACACGUACAUUUACCUGUUACAUGUUUUUGUGCGAGAGAUUUUCGGUGUGCUCUGCAGACACACGACUGAAGUGUCAGAUUUCUAAGUGGCCUUGAACUCACCACAAACACCCAGCUUCCAUCCAAUCUAUUUUCUAUGCCGCUUAUCCUCACAAGUGUCCUGGGUAUGCUGGAGCCUAUUCCGGCUGACUUUGGGUGAGAGGCGGGGUACACCCUGGACUGGUCGCCAGCCAUAGGGCACAUAUAGACAAACAUUCACACUCACAUUCAUACCUGUUGCCAAUUAACCUAACAUGCAUGUUUUUGGAAUGUGGGAAGGAAACUGGAGUAUCCGGAGAAAACCCACGCAAGCACGGGGAGAACAUGCAAACUCCACACAGAUGCCCAAUGAAGAUUCGAACCCAAAUCUUCCAGAUCUCCAACACCCAGCUUGAUUCAUGUAAAUUUAGUCACUAAAACAUAAAAUAGUAAAACAUACUAACAUAUUUGUGUUUGUAUGCUGCACAAGUGCUUAAAAUUUUCUAAAGAUUGUGUGUAUGUGUAUAUGUUUGUAUCAGUCAUUGUUUUAAGCUAAUAAAAUAAAAUCUUUUUAAAUCUGUCUCGGGUUCUCUCUUCAAACAAUGCAGCCCAGCAGGUUGAGUGAGAAAUCGUAAUCUUAAACAAGUUUUGUUUGCGGAUCACAGAUAAGGAACAUGUGACGUUACUCAUACCGAGCCUGCAGUCUAUUUGUCAAAC